Messenger RNA from Carica papaya (papaya), 1161 nucleotides. It is a transcript of the gene RRP41L, whose product is annotated as 3'-5'-exoribonuclease family protein. NCBI's taxonomy places the organism in Eukaryota, Viridiplantae, Streptophyta, Magnoliopsida, Brassicales, Caricaceae. Gene Ontology annotation, molecular function: RNA binding. Gene Ontology annotation, cellular component: cytoplasmic exosome (RNase complex); nucleolus; nuclear exosome (RNase complex). The record is from RefSeq and is a predicted model, not a curated record. Gene Ontology annotation, biological process: poly(A)-dependent snoRNA 3'-end processing; U4 snRNA 3'-end processing; nuclear mRNA surveillance.
UGAGAGCCCACAUUCAUGGCUGAAGGAGCCCAAAGCUUCUUUCUUUGCAGAGAAACUGAGAAGGGUGUUCAUGGGUAGUGCUAUUGCAGAGAGAACUCUUUGAAAACUUCGGCCUUUCUCACUGUUUUGAGUACCCGGAAGAAGAAGAAGAAGUAGAAGAAGAAGAAACGAGGCCGAAUAUCACGAAGAUGGCGACAAAACCCGGUGGCAAUCCGGCGACGUAUGCCCCUACUCUGCCCCGGAAAAACCUGACCCCCAUUUUUAAAGACAAGGACCUUGACUGGGUUCGACCCGACGGUCGAGGAUUCCACCAAUGCCGACCUGCUUUUUUUCGAACUGGUGCUGCAAAUGCUGCUUCUGGGUCUGCUUAUGCUGAGUUUGGGAAUACCAAGGUCAUUGUGUCUGUAUUUGGGCCAAGAGAAAGUAAGAAAGCAAUGAUGUAUAGUGACACAGGAAGGUUAAAUUGUAACGUGAGCUACACAACUUUUGCUACCCCAGUUCGUGGUCAGGGAUCAGAUCACAAGGAGUUUUCAUCAUCAGUGCUACAUAAAGCUUUGCAUGGUGCAAUAAUCUUGGAUUCGUUCCCCAAGACAACCGUAGAUGUCUUUGCAUUGGUAUUAGAGUCUGGAGGCGGUGAUCUUCCUGUUAUUAUAUCAUGUGCUAGCCUGGCCCUAGCAGAUGCAGGGAUUAUGAUGUAUGACCUUGUCACAGCUGUUUCUCUGACUUGUAUAGGGAAAAACCUUAUCAUUGAUCCUGUUCUGGAAGAAGAAAGUCACCAGGACGGAAGCCUAAUGAUUACUUGUAUGCCUUCUCGUUACGAGGUCACUCAACUAACUAUUACUGGAGAGUGGUCAACCCCAAAAAUUAACGAGGGAAUGCAGCUUUGCCUGGAUGCAUGUGGUAAGCUGGGAGAGAUCAUGAGGGCAUGCCUGAAAGAUUCAGCUUCCGCUUCUUCUUGAUGAAGAAACCGUUUUAUUAGAAAAAAUAGAUUUUAAUAUGAUAAUUAGAGAUUACAUAUCCUAGAUUAUUUGGUCUUUUGAGAACUUAACAUGGGAUCAACCAUAAUUUUGUGCUCUGUAUAUUUUUAUUUUUAUUUUUGUAUCUAAAUGGUUGGUUUCUUCAAUUAUUUCCAUUUCAUGGUGCAUUUGAAGGAAGUUUGUA